UCUGAACCUUAUUUUCUUCUUCUGUCAGAUCUUCUUCCCCACCUUUGAACCCUCCCAAAUAGUACUUUCCUUAAUUAAUCUUCAACAUUAUCUCUGCUCUCUAGACAUUCAUCAUAAUCAUCAAUCAUAUAAUUAUGUAAUUAGUUUAAUAAUUGUUUAUCACUUAAAUAAUUAAUUAAUUAAAUUCCGUAUGAAAACAACUUAUCCCAUUUUAUAUACUGUUAUUUUACCUAUUCUCAUUUUUCCUGGGUACCCUUCUUCCAUAAAGGACAAGUUCAAGAUCCUUUUAGCUAAAAGAUUCAAGCUUUCUGGGCAUCUUGUUGGGCUAUUGGAGUGUUGAUUGUCUAGUUCGACAUCACCCAAAGCUAGCAUAAAGGCCCCGGGUUACUUCUAUCGAAAUUUUGGUAGAGCGAGACAUGGCUCCGACUCUUGCUCCGCCACUUGAAGCAAUCAAAGGCGGUGGAGGUUCUAUUAAGGUGGGCACUAUUGGAACAAUAGGCUCCUUAAUGACGAGGGAAAUCGAAUCUUCAAGUCAUACAUCAUCCCCGCGUACUGCAGCUCCUGCUGUUCGUGGUCGUGGACCUUUGAAGCCGCGGAAAUCAGUGAGUGAAGCAAGCAGCAGCAGCACUGCCACCCGUCCCAGGCAAAAUCCAAGCACGACAACUCCUAAGCGACCGAAACAAAAGACACCAUUUGAAGAUGUGGGGAACAAUAGCAAAACACGGAGCCACAAACGCAGCUAUCAUAUCCCUAUGCUCGGUUCAGAAAACAUCCAUUUGGAGAAAACGCCCAUUCGGGAUAAACCCACGAAGAAAGGAUCUUAUAUUGUUGAUAUAGUGGACAUAAACUGUGGAAACCCAGGAGUUUCUUUAAGCAAUAGACUAAAAAAGCUUAAUUUUUCGAAGCUUUCUCAGAGCUUCAUGUAGCCGAACUUUUGAACUGUAGUCCAUCAGUCUUCAGAUUCUUAUAGUUUAACCCGACAGCGGAGUUCAACCUUCUACAAUCCGAAACUUCAACCAUCGAACACAUGUUUGAUAAGAACUUGCUUCCUCCUCGUUUCUUCUUUUUUCGAGGAAUAACAACUAAUUUGGUGUUGGUUUCUCGAACGAAAUCUCUGCUGCAGCUUGCCUCAGAUUGACUGUAGAAUUUUAUCUCCUGCAUUAUGAGGGAGCCGACGGUUCCUUUGGUUCCGAUUUGAACCGGAGAUUUGGUAGCCAUAUGAAUGAAUUGUGUAGUUUUUGGACAGGUUGUUUAUGUAAUGGAAUAGGGCUACUGAUAUGUGGUUUUAUAGAUGGGAUUUGGGAGAUUUAUUCACAUGAAUUUCUUGCCUCAUGUUCUUUAUCUAAAGUUUGUUGUCAUGGGACUCUAAAUAUCUGGAGCCUUAGACCCAUAACAUGGUUGAUAAGGUCACCACAUUCUUGUGUUAUGCAGAUAGCUGUAAAAUUUUAUCUUGCAUUUA
This is a messenger RNA of Amaranthus tricolor (Joseph's coat), 1459 nucleotides long. RefSeq lists its product as uncharacterized. The transcript has 2 exons. The record is from RefSeq and is a predicted model, not a curated record. The coding region runs from base 417 to 926 and encodes 169 amino acids. Lineage: Eukaryota; Viridiplantae; Streptophyta; Magnoliopsida; Caryophyllales; Amaranthaceae.